CGGCUGCCACGUUGGAGCGGAACGUGGAGGUGGCCCUGGGCGGGGAGGAGGGGCGGCGGCGAAUGCUGGGAGAGUCUGACGGGCGCCGCGCUCACGCAGGAACUGGUCGCCGAGGGUCCCCGCCAGCAGGAUGAAGUUAAAGGAAGUAGAUCGUACGGCCAUGCAGGCAUGGAGCCCUGCCCAGAAUCAUCCCAUUUACCUAGCUACAGGAACAUCUGCUCAGCAAUUGGAUGCAACAUUUAGUACCAGUGCUUCCCUUGAGAUAUUUGAAUUAGACCUUUCUGAUCCAUCCUUGGAUAUGAAAUCUUGUGCCACUUUCUCUUCUUCUCACAGGUACCACAAGUUGAUUUGGGGGCCUCAUAAGAUGGAUUCCAAAGGGAAUGUCUCUGGAGUUCUGAUUGCAGGUGGUGAAAAUGGAAAUAUUAUUCUUUAUGAUCCUUCUAAAAUUAUAGCUGGAGACAAGGAAGUUGUGAUUGCCCAGAAUGACAAACAUAGCGGCCCAGUGAGAGCCUUGGAUGUGAACAUUUUCCAGACUAAUUUGGUAGCCUCUGGUGCUAAUGAAUCUGAAAUCUACAUUUGGGAUCUAAACAAUUUUGCCACUCCAAUGACACCAGGAGCCAAAACACAGCCCCCAGAAGAUAUUAGCUGCAUUGCGUGGAACAGACAAGUUCAGCAUAUUUUAGCAUCAGCCAGUCCCAGCGGCCGGGCCACUGUAUGGGAUCUUAGAAAAAAUGAACCUAUCAUCAAAGUCAGUGAUCAUAGUAACAGGAUGCAUUGCUCUGGGUUGGCCUGGCAUCCUGAUGUUGCUACUCAGAUGGUUCUUGCCUCUGAGGAUGAUAGGUUACCAGUGGUCCAGAUGUGGGAUCUUCGCUUCGCCACCUCUCCUCUCCGUAUCCUCGAAAAUCAUGCCAGGGGGAUUUUGGCAAUUGCUUGGAGCAUGGCAGAUCCUGAAUUGUUGCUGAGCUGCGGAAAAGAUGCUAAGAUUCUCUGCUCCAACCCAAACACAGGAGAAGUGUUAUAUGAACUUCCCACCAACACACAGUGGUGCUUUGAUAUUCAGUGGUGUCCCAGAAAUCCUGCUGUCUUAUCAGCUGCUUCCUUUGAUGGACGUAUCAGUGUUUAUUCUAUCAUGGGAGGGAGCGCAGAUGGUUUAAGGCAGAAACAAGUUGACAAGCUUUCAUCAUCUUUUGGGAAUCUCGAUCCCUUUGGCACAGGACAACCCCUUCCUCCAUUACAAAUUCCUCAGCAGACUGCUCAGCAUAGUAUAGUGUUGCCUCUGAAGAAGCCACCCAAGUGGAUCCGAAGGCCUGUUGGUGCUUCCUUUUCAUUUGGUGGCAAACUGGUUACCUUUGAGAAUGUCAGAAUGCAGUCUCAGCAGGGAGCUGAGCAGCAGCAGCACCAUGUGUUCAUUAGUCAGGUUGUAACAGAAAAGGAAUUCCUCAGCCGAUCGGACCAACUUCAGCAGGUUGUGCAGUCACAAGGAUUUGUCAAUUAUUGUCAGAAAAAAAUUGAUGCUUCUCAGACUGAGUUUGAAAAAAAUGUGUGGUCCUUUUUGAAGGUAAACUUUGAGGAUGAUUCUCGUGGAAAAUACCUUGAACUUCUAGGAUACAGAAAAGAAGACCUAGGAAAGAAGAUUGCUGUGGCCUUGAACAAAGUGGAUGGAACAGAUGUGGCUCUUAAAGACUCUGAUCAACUAGCACAGAGUGAUGGGGAGGAGAGCCCUGCUGCUGAAGAGCAGCUCUUGGGAGAGCACAUUAAAGAGGAAAAACAAGAAUCUGAAUUUCUACCGUCAGCUGGGGGAACAUUUAACAUCUCCAUCAGUGGUGAUAUUGAUGGUUUAAUUACUCAGGCUUUGCUGACUGGUAACUUUGAGAGUGCUGUUGACCUUUGUUUACAUGAUAACCGCAUGGCUGAUGCCAUUAUAUUGGCCAUAGCAGGUGGACAAGAACUCUUGGCUAGAACCCAGAAAAAAUAUUUUGCGAAAUCCCAAAGCAAAAUUACCAGGCUAAUUACUGCAGUGGUAAUGAAGAACUGGAAAGAGAUUGUUCAGUCUUGUGAUCUUAAAAAUUGGAGGGAAGCUUUAGCUGCAGUAUUGACUUAUGCUAAACCAGAUGAGUUUUCAGCCCUUUGUGAUCUUUUGGGAACCAGGCUUGAAAGUGAAGGUGAUAGCCUCCUGCAGACUCAGGCGUGUCUCUGCUAUAUUUGCGCAGGGAAUGUAGAGAAACUAGUUGCAUGUUGGACUAAAGCUCAAGAUGGAAGCAACCCUUUGUCUCUUCAGGAUCUGAUUGAGAAAGUUGUCAUCCUGCGGAAAGCUGUACAACUCACCCAAGCCAUGGACACUAAUACUGUGGGAGUUCUCUUGGCUGAGAAAAUGAGUCAGUACGCCAAUUUGUUGGCAGCACAGGGCAGUAUUGCUGCAGCCUUGGCUUUUCUUCCGGAAAACACCAACCAGCCAAAUAUUGUGCAGCUUCGUGACAGACUUUGUAGAGCACAAGGAGAGCCUGUACUAGGGCAGGAAUCACCUAAAAUUCCUUACGAGAGGCAGCAGCUGCCCAAGGGCAGGCCUGGACCAGUUGCUGGCCACACACAGAUGCCGAGAGUUCCAUCUCAACAAUAUUAUCCCCAUGGAGAAAAUCCUCCACCUCCAGGUUUCAUAAUGCAUGGAAAUGUUAAUCCAAAUGCUGCUGUACCUCAGCUUCCCACGUCUCCAGGUCAUAUGCACACCCAGAUACCACCUUAUCCACAGCCACAGCCUUAUCAACCAGCCCAGCCGUAUUCCUUCGGAACAGGGGGGUCAGCAAUGUAUCGACCUCAGCAGCCUGUUGCUCCUUCUGCUUCCAACGCUUACCCUAACACCCCUUACAUACCUUCUGCUUCUUCCUAUUCUGGGCAGUCUCAGCUGUACACAGCACAGCACCAGGUCUCUCCACCUCCCUCCAGCCCUGCUGCUUCUUUCCCUCCUCCCUCUUCCUCUGGAGCAUCCUUCCAGCAUGGCGGACCAGGAGCUCCACCAUCAUCUACAGCUUAUGCACUGCCUCCUGGAACAACAGGUCCUCAGAAUGGUUGGAAUGAUCCUCCAGCUUUGAACAGAAUACCCAAGAAGAAGAAGAUGCCUGAAAACUUUAUGCCUCCUGUUCCCAUCACAUCGCCAAUCAUGAAUCCCUUGGGUGACCCCCAGUCACAGAUGCUGCAGCAACAACCUUCAGCUCCAGUACCACUGUCAAGCCAAGCUUCAUUCCCACAGCCACAUCUUCCAGGUGGACAGCCCUUCCAUGGCAUACAGCAACCCCUUGGUCAACCAGGCACGUCACCAUCCUUCUCAAAGCCCAAUAUCGAAGGUGCUCCAGGGGCUCCUAUUGGAAAUACCAUCCAGCAUGUGCAGUCUUUGCCAACAGAAAAAAUUACCAAGAAACCUAUCCCAGAUGAGCACCUCAUUCUAAAGACCACAUUUGAAGAUCUUAUUCAGCGCUGCCUCUCUUCAGCCACAGAUCCUUUCUUUCUCUUGGUUCCACCUUUAUUUCAGCUUUCACCAACAAUCAUCAGUGGUUUACACAGCAUUGCGAGGAGCAUUGAAACGAGAAACUACUCAGAAGGCCUGGCCAUCCACACCCACAUAGUCAGCACCAGCAACUUCAGCGAGACCUCGGCUUUCAUGCCAGUUCUCAAAGUUGUUCUCACCCAGGCUAAUAAGCUGGGGGUCUAAAAGGACAGAGUCACUCCCAGCCAAUAUUGCCGUUUUUCCAAAGAAACAUGUUUUAAAAAAUGAUAAGAUAUGGACCAAUCCUCGUUUGCAUGUUUCCAUAGCAGCCAGUCAAAAGCAUUUACACUGUUUCUGCAGAUGUACUCACCUUAGAACUGCUCAAACCCUGGUGCUUUCUUUUGUUUUAAUCUUUUAUUUCCAAGGUGAUUUUCCUGUUCUGCAAAUAGUAUAUUUCCUGUGUUACACAUAGUGUGUUUUCCUGAAGUAUCCUAAUAAAAUGUGGUUUUUGAAACCUCAGUAUACUUUUUGGAAAAGGAGCAUCUGGUUAUGCACAAAACAGAGCUAAAACUAAAUUUCUUUCAUGUCCUCCCUACUUCCUCCAUGUCAAUCAGAUUAAAGUGUGUAAUCUUA
Messenger RNA from Ceratotherium simum simum (southern white rhinoceros), 4111 nucleotides. NCBI's taxonomy places the organism in Eukaryota, Metazoa, Chordata, Mammalia, Perissodactyla, Rhinocerotidae. The record is from RefSeq and is a predicted model, not a curated record.